This is a messenger RNA of Diatraea saccharalis (sugarcane borer), 1560 nucleotides long. NCBI's taxonomy places the organism in Eukaryota, Metazoa, Arthropoda, Insecta, Lepidoptera, Crambidae. The record is from the annotation of a GenBank genome assembly.
AUGAAUUCUGACGAAAUUUUGAAGAAGCAGGGGCCGAAGUUGCAUGCUGGCGCGCUGAGCUCGCUGCCGCCCCCGUCGCUGGCUCAUGCACACAAACCGCAUCCUCUAAAACUAUCACCUCCAUCGCCCUUUGCACCAAUGCAGCCAUUCAAUUUCCAGGUAAAUUCUACAAUAUCAAUAAUAUAUCCUUUAUUUCAUAUAGAACACAUUUAAAAGAAAGCAAAACGUCGGUAUACAAAAAUAUAUCAUUUGUGAAAAUUUGAACGGUUCAUGAGAUACAGCCUGGUGACAGACAGACAGAGAGCAAAGUCUUAGUAAUAGGGUUCCCGUUUUACACUUUGGGUACGGAACUCUAUAAAAGCGGCUUAAUAUAUUGCUAUGCAGUAAUCUCUGCCAGGCUACCAUUAGUGAUACAAAAAAAAAGAUAAAUAAUAAUGAUGUAGGGGAUGUGCAAUGGCGACAGUAACAUUAAAUAGAUAUAUCUAAACAGGAAAAUAAAUAUUUAUACGAAAUAAUGAGUUGAAACUAAAAGAAAAAGAAAGCUCUUCAUUUCUGCGACGAAGGAUCUUAAAGUGUGGGCUUUUCUAAUAGUUUCUUGUAAGGAGUUCUAUCUUUUUCCGAGAAAUCAAACAAGAGUCCUAUUCCAAGAAAUUAAUUAUAUUUUUUAGUAUUCCAUUUUGUUGCAAACAAAUAGCAGCAGUCUUAGUGACUUUUUAUGAGGUGAAAGACUCUUGCUACUCAAGUACCUCAAUAAUAGAUGGUAUCAUGCCUUUAUUGACUCCCUUAACCCUUAACGUUUUGGCUUUAGCCUAAAGUCAUUUUUCUCGGAAACACUUAAACAACAUCUCACUGGAAAAAAGUAACGUUUGGUGUAAAACGUUUCUCUAUAUUGUCGUGCUGCGCGUGCUGAUUGUGAUGACAACUGUCAAAGAUAAUUGACAUCUAUAGUUCAGCAUAAGCGGUUCAAGUGAACAAGCCCCGCUGAGCACAGCAUCCUCAGCCGGUUCCAGCGGCGCUGGCGGCGCGGGCGCUGUCAGUCCCCUACCACUAGUUCCAGAACCAUUUUUGGCACCACCGCCACCAGGCCUCCUACACAUACUCAUGUCGACAGAUAAAUGUCAGGAACUUAUGUGGAGUGCAAAACAACUGCAGUUACAAGGAGACCCUACUCUACUAAGACCGCCUCCGAGCGCUUUCGGGGCACCAUUGGCGCCUACUUGGGAAUUACUGCAGGAAACGAGUGCUCGGCUACUUUUCAUGGCAGUCCGUUGGGUGAGAUGCUUGGCACCAUUUCAGGCACUUGCCCAUAACGACCAGCUAGUACUGUUACGUGCUGCGUGGAAGGACCUGUUUUUAUUGCAUCUGGCUCAAUGGUCCGCGCCUUGGGACCUGGGACCGCUUCUCGCAGCGCCCAAUGCAAGAGCACGAUUACCACCUGAUCCUCUGGCUGACCUAGAAUUAAAUACUUUACAGGAAAUUUUGUGCCGGUUUCGUCAAAUAGCACCGGAUGGCAGUGAAUGUGGCUGCAUGAAGGCUAUAGUCCUAUUUUCACCAGGUUAG